AAGGAGUCCAACAUGGAAGAAUCUAACGACUCAAGGCCGCUUGAAAAGUCACUCCAUAACUUAACGCUUUCUGAUCAGAAGUCUUCAGAGAGCAGCAGUUCUUUGGCUGCUGAUCCCAAAGAGACGCAGAAUCCUAAAAACACGGAGAGUGGGUGCAUGUCGUCUUCAGCCACGGAGCCCCCAGCAGCAGAUGAGAGCUUCCAUGACUGUUAUGACUCCUUUGAGGCAAAAGAACCCAAAGCGGAUGAUGAAGGGGAUUCACAGAGUGAUGAGAAUAGCUCAAGGAAGCAGACAGAGCUAGAUGAAGAGUACUUACUAGAACUAGAAAAAGAUAUGCCAGAGGAAGAAAAACAGACGAGAAGACAGGAGAGCACAACCCUGAAGGAGAAAGGAAAUGAGCAAUUCAAGAAAGGAGACUAUGGAGAGGCAGAAGACUCUUACACGAGGGCUCUGCAGAUUUGUCCAGCCUGCUUCCAAAAAGAUAGGGCUGUUUUGUUUUCAAACAGAGCUGCAGCAAAAAUGAAACAGGACAAGACGGAAGCUGCCCUAAGUGACUGCAGCAAAGCAGUGGACCUAGACCCUAACUAUAUUAGAGCUUUGCUUCGGAGAGCAGAACUAUAUGAAAAAACAGAAAAACUAGAUGAAGCCCUGGAAGAUUACAAAACAAUCUUAGAAAAAGAUCCAUCAGUUCAUCAGGCCAGAGAAGCUUGCAUGCGAUUACCUCAACAAAUUGAAGAGCGGAAUGAAAAAUUAAAGAAGGAAAUGAUGGGUAAACUGAAGGAUCUCGGGAAUUUGGUUCUCCGCCAGUUUGGCCUAUCAACAGACAAUUUCCAGAUAAAACAGGAUUCAUCAACUGGCUCAUACUCCAUUAAUUUUGUUCAAAAUCCCAAUAACAACAGAUAACACUAAUUCAGUCUAGUUCUGCUGGCUUUGAGGCUUCAUAACCCAGUG
Messenger RNA from Tinamus guttatus (white-throated tinamou), 951 nucleotides. RefSeq names its product tetratricopeptide repeat domain 1 (gene TTC1). The record is from RefSeq and is a predicted model, not a curated record. Lineage: Eukaryota; Metazoa; Chordata; Aves; Tinamiformes; Tinamidae. Gene Ontology annotation, molecular function: protein binding.